Molecule: messenger RNA, 790 nt
Organism: Emericellopsis atlantica
Lineage: Eukaryota; Fungi; Ascomycota; Sordariomycetes; Hypocreales; Bionectriaceae
Product: ribosomal protein L7/L12 C-terminal domain-containing protein
Exons: 2
Coding region: 110-634 (174 amino acids)
Biological process (GO): translation
Cellular component (GO): ribosome
Molecular function (GO): structural constituent of ribosome
Source: RefSeq, a predicted model, not a curated record
CUUUCAAUCGAUUCCACGACAACAUACGCACGCGACUCUCGACACGACACUCUCCCAUCAGCUGCUGCAGCUCGCUCGUCGAAGAGGCCAAAUCUCCACCACAGCCACAAUGGCCAUGUCAUGUCGAUACGCCGCCCGCAGCUGCGCCCGCCAGCUGCGCGCCACCCCUUCAGCCCAGACGAUGUGCGUAGCUGUGUCGAGCAGACGGUGGAACUCGACUGAGGCGGCCGCGACCAACCCCAAGAUCAACACCAUUGUCGACCAAAUCAGCCAAUUGACUCUUCUGGAGACUGCCGAUCUCGUGUCGACACUAAAGACCAAGCUCAACAUCCCUGACCUGCCCGUAGGCGGCUUCGCCGCUGCGCCCGCCGCCGCCCCCGUCGAGGAAGCCGAGGAAGCCGCGCCCGCCGCCCAGGAGAAGCACCUCUUCACCGUGAAGCUGCAAGGGUUCGAGACCGCGUCCAAGGCCAAGGUGAUCAAGGAAGUGAAGAGCCUGCUGGGUCUCAGCUUGGUCGACAGCAAGAAGUUUGUCGAGAGCGCGCCCAAGAUGAUGAAGGAGAACGUGACAAAGGAGGACGCGGAGAAGAUGAUUGCCACCAUGAAGGAGCUCGGCGCGACGGUUGUCAUGGAGUGAACUGGUCCAGGCCUUGGGGGAGUGUUGGUCUUGGGUCUUAUACAAUAGAGGGAAAAUCGUCCCAAUGUACAAAACAGCAUGUACUAGUAUCUAUAAGAGGAUUUCUCUUGUUUGUACAAACAUUCAACAGGGACGGACGGUGCGUGCCAAGAUGAA